Molecule: messenger RNA, 2299 nt
Organism: Annulohypoxylon truncatum
Lineage: Eukaryota; Fungi; Ascomycota; Sordariomycetes; Xylariales; Hypoxylaceae
Product: MFS general substrate transporter
Exons: 2
Coding region: 314-2026 (570 amino acids)
Biological process (GO): transmembrane transport
Molecular function (GO): transmembrane transporter activity
Source: RefSeq, a predicted model, not a curated record
AGAAAAACACCAACAGAAACCAACACUUAUAGUCAGCCCAUUCCUAAGUCAAGUUCACGUGGCACAGGCAAGCGAAGAUAUGUCGCUGAUAUAUUAGCUAUGUCGACACUGGACUAAGCGGUGCCUCGACUUUGGCAUUUGUCCAUGACUAAGUAUUCAGUCGCUCAAUUGCAGUCAUUCUCACUUAUCGGGAUCCGAGUCCCGCCUUGCUUCGCGGCUUGCUGACGCUAAGGUCCAACGUCAUUUCUUUUCAUGUGCAACAUCAAUGACCUAAAAGGCGUCUCGUUUCUAUCUUGAGAUUUACGAAAGUAAAAUGGCCCUCGCCGCUGUGAAUAACGGCGCAAGAGAGUCGUCGAGCACCGAGCCUAAGACGUCGGGUGCUAGCACAGAACAGACGGAGAUCGGGCCGGGCGAGACCUAUGCGCCUGGAGCAAAUGAUGUCGAAACCGGCGCCAACACAGCGGAAGAUGCAGAAUCUCGGGGGAAGCCUCUGGGAUUCUAUCUCUCCUUUCUUGCUAUCAACAUCUUAGUCUUUCUAUAUUCCCUAGAUGCUACGACUCUUGCCGUGGCUAUUCCCGCCAUCGCAUCCGAGCUUCAUGGGACCACGCUAGAGUCGUUUUGGGCGGGAAUUGCGUACUUCUUAGGCCUUGUUGUCAGCCAGCCCCUAUACGCGACCAUUUCCGAUGUCAUAGGCCGCAAACCGCCUCUGUACGUCGGCUUUCUUCUCUUCACAGCCGGCUCCCUCACCUUUUCCCUCGCUCGUAAUAUGGCCGCUAUCAUAGCCGGUCGCAUAAUCCAGGGCUUAGGCGGUGGCGGGCUCGACGUUCUCGGCGAGAUCAUCGUUUCCGACAUGACAACGCUGAAGGAGCGUCCCUUAUACCUCGGAAUCAUGUCCUUACCCAUUGCCAUCGGGAGCAUCCUUGGUCCGACCAUUGGAGCUCUGUUUAGCGACUUCGUCACUUGGAGGUGGAUAGGAUGGAUCAACCUGCCGCUGCUAGGCAUCUCCUGUCCACUGCUGCUCUUCUUCCUCAAGCUCAAACGACUCGAAUCGACCCUCGAAACUAAGCUGAAGCGCCUCGAUUGGAGUGGUAUGUUGGUAUUCACUGUCGGAUGUACGUUGUUCGUCCUGCCUAUAAGCUGGGCCGACUCCCUGUAUCCGUGGAAGUCGUAUCAGACAAUCCUGCCGCUGCUCCUAGGUUUCGCCGUUCUCGCCGGUUUCGCAAUCUACGAGGCCAAGCCCGAGGCGCCGGUUAUGCCACACCGACUUUUCCGUUCGAGGACGGCGAUAGUGACGUUAUGUGGUGGUUUUGUCCAUGGAAUGACGUUGUAUACGCUCUUGCAAUACUUACCCCUCUUCUAUCAGGCCGUCAUGCUCGACACUCGUAUCUUGUCGGCGGUUUCCCUGUUGCCUACGAGCGUCGCUAGCGUUGUAGGCGCUAUCAGCUCUGUAAUCGCGAUCGGAAAGGCCGGCUUCGGGUAUAAGCAUAGGAUAUGGCUGGCAUGGGCACUAGUGACGCUGGGGACAGGCCUGUUCAUCCUUCUGGACGAGUCGUCGUCCACCGGCAUGCGCUACGGCAUACCCAUCAUCUGGGGUAUAGGUAUCGGUGCUCUUCUGCGCCUCUUACAUAUCCCCAUGCAGGCGAGUGUGCCAAGCGUCGAUGAUACCGGCCACGCCAUCGCGCUGCUUCUCACAAUGCGGUGUCUUGGAGGUUUAGUCGGACUGGCUAUUGGGUCGACGGUAUUUAGCAGCGUGUUCGGAUCGGUCAUCGCGACCAUCGGGGGACUUCCCGAGUCGCUAGCCGCCCUAAGGGACGCCCACGACGCCGUAGCCUUCAUCCCGAUGCUACGGACCCUAGAUCUCCCCGCCGACAUCCUCGGCCCCGUUGUACAAACUUACCUCACAGCCAUGCGCGCCGUUUUCUACGUCAUGAUUGGGUUCUCCGGACUUGGCCUCGUGUCUUCUCUUCUUACAGAGGAGCUGAGCUUACAGCGAACAGACCGCGGGCGCCAGGCUUUCGAGACUUAACUUACUAUGCAAUAAUUAAUGACGUGAACGUGGGAUACGGACCGCUUGGAAGGAAUGUAACGGAUUGAUUAGGUUUACUGAUAGGACUCUUAUGGAAUAUAGUAUAUAUCGAUGUAAUGUGUUAAUGAUUGGGAUAUUAAAAGGUACCACCAUAAAAUACUAAUAGAGAGGGAGCUUUCCCGGACUGCUCCUCUAUAAUAACAUAAUAAAAAAGCAGUAAUGUAUACUAGGUACCUAGAAAAGUACCUAUUGACUCUAGAAAAGGAGGUUGUA